Styela clava is the source of this 1408-nucleotide messenger RNA. RefSeq lists its product as uncharacterized. NCBI's taxonomy places the organism in Eukaryota, Metazoa, Chordata, Ascidiacea, Stolidobranchia, Styelidae. The record is from RefSeq and is a predicted model, not a curated record.
AUUGUUAUUUAGUUUGUUGAUCUAAUAGCCUAAGAAUAAUGGUGAAUAUAACUGAAACAUCACCCGUGAUGGCAUAUGCUUUGGAGUUCCUACAAAGCCAUCCAGUAGUUGGUCUUAUACUUUUCAUUCCAAUUAUGAUAUUUUACCUCAUUCUACUAUUUGAUCGGACAAAAUGGAGGAAUUUGGAAAUGUCUUUGGGAGUUUGCUACAUCGUUUCACUUCCAUAUGCAAACAACCUUCUCUCAAUUUGGCUGAAUGGAGCUGAAGGCGAUUCGUUGACAAAACAUUUACUUCAGCUGAUGUUACUGGCCAUGGCGGUACAAGCAUUUGCAUUUUUCCUCACGGAUGACUCAUCUGAUUCCGUAAUCGAUUGUUCCCUCAUCAUUACGAAUAUUUUGAGUCGUGGAGGGCUUCUUCUAUCUGCAGUUUAUGCCAUGCUGUAUGUGAAAAGCUUGUCUCCACUUGCUUUGAAAUUCGACUACGUGUUUCUCUCAUUGCUAAUGGUGGGAGACUUUGUUCAUAUGAGGAAAAUUACCACAAAAGAUGGUACACUGAUAUUUGGUGAUUCAGUGAGAUUCCAUGUCGUCGUUGAUGCUUUGGGAACAUUUCUCUUGGGAGUAAUAUUACUGGGAUUUCCAAGCAUUCUGGCAGGACCCCUGAACCUCAGCACACCAGUCACGGAUGUAUGUCAAGUUUUCAUGAGAUCAUUUGGAUUUCAACUUCUAGCAGGAUCAUUGCUUUCUCUUUCCUCUCUAUGCUACAAGAAGAAUAAAGAUGUAGCAUCCAUUCUCAAGUCAAAACUAGUGAUUUAUGUUCCUGCAUCUGCCUUUAUAUUGUGGAAUGCUUGGUCUGGAUCAGCAUGCAUCAUAUGUUAUCUCUGUGUGACAGGAUUGCUCACUAUGAAUGCCUUCAUGGGAAUACUGCAGGCUGGAUUUAAACAGGACUAAAUUAAUUUUUCCUAUCUUUUUGUUUAUGAAACAACUACCACAGAUAUCUCAAAUCAAAAGUUUCAAAUUCUAAUCAUGGUUUUCUUAAAUGGUGUUACCAAUGAUUUUUAUAUCAUUUAGAGGUUUCUAAAACACUUUCAGACAAGCAUUGUUUUCAGCAUGUUUAUUCACUACUGAAGUUUAAUUAUGGAUAUUAAAAAACAACUACUACAGAUAUCUCAUAUCAAAAGUUUUACUCACACCGAAUCACGGAUUUUUAUAGUGGUGAUACCAAUGAUUUUUAUAUCACUCUAAGGUUUGCAAAACCUCUUCAGACAUAACAUUUUUAGUAUUUGUGUUCACUGUAGUUUAAUUAUUUUAACUAUGCAUAGUAUGCAAUUGUUUCUACACUAUUACAAAUAAAUUCACUGUCUUCAAGUGUUGGUGUUAUAAUUCAAUAAAACUUUACAAUUGUAUACAUC